UUGCUUGUUUUUUUGUUCUUUUUAAAAAAUUAUUAUUUUUCAACAUCUCUUUCCAAGCUUCCUCUUUUAGGGUUGAGAAAAGGUGUUUGAUUCGAUUCGUAUCGCAUUCAUCUUCUCGAUCUUCAAGAAUUCAUAUAUUUUCUGAAAUUAUUGUAAUUGAUAUUAGGGUUUCGAGCUGGCUGUCCUGAAUUCAUUCUAUAUCGCUUCUGUACAAAUUCUGUGUUGACGGGGAGUGGCGACAUGAUGAGCGCCAAUCUUGCAUGACUAGCGAAUAUGGAAUGGUAAACACUGUCCUUGUUGCUGUGGAUCCUAAUUACAGUCCGGCAAUAAACUCAGAGAUGCCUUCUGGAUCAAAUAUGGAUUGGGAUAAUGAGGACUUCCGGCGCAUGGUCCGUAUGUCAGAUGGUAUGUUAACUGGGGCAGUACCAAGGAUAUCAGAUGCUGAGUUACAGGUCUCCCGUCACCGACUUUCUGUGUUUUUGUCUACACACACCGUAUAUGAGUUACUACCUGAGUCAGGCAAGGUCAUUGCGUUGGACAUCAAUUUACCUGUGAAGCAAGCAUUUCAUACUUUGCAUGAGCAGGGUGUUUCUAUGGCUCCUCUGUGGGACGAUUGCAAUGGGAAAUUUGUUGGAGUUCUCAGUGCAUCAGAUUUUAUAUUAAUUUUAAGAGAGCUUGGGACUCAUGGAUCAAAUUUGACCGAGGAAGAACUUGAUACACACACCAUAUCUGCUUGGAAAGAGGGAAAAACAUAUCUGAACAGGCAAAUUGAUGGGCAUGUCAGACCGUUUUCUAGACAUCUCAUUCAUGCUGGGCCAUAUGACAACUUGAAAGAUCUUGCUUUGAAAAUACUGCAAAAUGAGGUGGCUACUGUCCCCAUCAUCCAUUCAUCUUCCGAAGAUGAUUCAUUUCCCCAGCUCCUACAUCUCGCUUCACUACCUGGCAUAUUAAAAUGUAUUUGCAGGUACUUUAGAAACUGUACUGGCACUCUGCCUGUAUUUCAGUUGCCGAUUUGUGCGAUUCCUGUGGGUACAUGGGUUCCAAGAAUUGGAGAAUCUAAUAGACGGCCAUUAGCUAUGCUGAGACCUAGCGCUUCUCUUAGUUCAGCUUUAAAUUUGUUAAUUCAAGCUCAAGUAAGCUCUGUACCUAUAGUUGAUGACAAUGACUCCUUAUUGGAUAUAUAUUGUCGAAGUGAUAUAACAGCUUUGGCGAAAGAUAAAGUUUACACACAUAUUAAUCUUAAUGAAAUGACCAUUCAUCAGGCACUUCAAUUGGGACAAGAUUCAUAUACUCCUUAUGAACCGAGAAACCAAAGGUGUCAAAUGUGCUUGCGCUCUGAUUCGCUGUAUAAAGUGAUGGAGCGAUUGGCGAGUCCAGGUGUCAGACGGCUUGUAAUUGUGGAGGCUGGCAGUAAACGUGUUGAAGGCAUUGUUACAUUGACCGACAUUUUCAAGUUCUUGCUCGGUUAGUAGAGAGCAUCAACAGGUCUUAAUGGAAGGGGGUAUGUGCUGCAGUUUCUGACUCCCAAUGGUAGCAUCUCUCACCCUUUUACUUCACAGAGAUGCCAUUGCCAGUACCUCUUGGUGGUGACAAGACAUCAUCAUCUCUUUGAGACCUAGCAUUGAAUUGCCCUCUAGCUUUGGCACUUGUUUCUUUAAAAUUUUAAUCUAAAGGAAGAGGGAUGUAACUGUAGAGAAUUGAAAAAAAAAAUUGUUGGUUCUUCCCUGCCUAUGUUGAUAUGGGAAACAUUGUUGCUCCUGAUGUAGAUUGGGAAGUUAUUGCACUUGGAAUUUGAAAAUUGAGUUCCCUUGUUGCAA
Molecule: messenger RNA, 1817 nt
Organism: Tripterygium wilfordii
Lineage: Eukaryota; Viridiplantae; Streptophyta; Magnoliopsida; Celastrales; Celastraceae
Product: sucrose nonfermenting 4-like protein
Exons: 12
Coding region: 261-1469 (402 amino acids)
Source: RefSeq, a predicted model, not a curated record